GUCCAAACUCUUGCUAGUCGCUCCCUUCCCCCCCCCCUUCACCGAAGCCUUGUGACGGCGCAGCUAGGCCGACGAAGUCCGGGACAGAAUGGCGUCAGGCGUGACCGUGAACGACGAGGUCAUCAAGGUGUUCAACGACAUGAAGGUGCGCAAGUCGCACCGGACGCCCGAAGAGGUGAAGCAGCGCAAGAAGGCGGUGCUCUUCUGUCUCAGCGACGACCGCAAGAAGAUCGUGGUGGAGGAAGGCAAACAGAUCCUGGUGGGCGACAUCGGCGAGACGGUGGACGACCCGUACGCCUGCUUCGUCAAGCUCCUCCCCCUCAACGACUGCAGAUACGGACUCUACGACGCCACCUACGAAACCAAGGAGUCCAAGAAGGAGGACCUGGUCUUCAUCUUCUGGGCUCCCGAGGGCGCUCCCCUCAAGAGCAAGAUGAUCUACGCCAGCUCCAAAGACGCCAUCAAGAAAAAGUUUACAGGCAUCAAGCACGAGUGGCAAGUGAACGGGCUGGACGACAUCCAGGACCGCAGCACGCUGGCCGAGAAGCUGGGCGGCAACGUGGUGGUGUCCCUGGAGGGCAAGCCGCUGUGACGUCGGCGGCGCCGUGCCAUCUGGACCCGAGCCCGCCGCGCCGCCGCCUGCCGUGUGUGUCUGUGUGGUGAAGGAGUCGACGUCAUUAGGCCCCGUUUUUGUUUUCUCUUUUUUUUUUUUU
Phycodurus eques (leafy seadragon) is the source of this 713-nucleotide messenger RNA. It is a transcript of the gene cfl2, whose product is annotated as cofilin 2 (muscle). The transcript is spliced from 4 exons. Gene Ontology annotation, molecular function: actin filament binding. The record is from RefSeq and is a predicted model, not a curated record. Gene Ontology annotation, cellular component: cytoplasm; actin cytoskeleton; actin cortical patch. Bases 89 to 592 code for a protein of 167 amino acids. Lineage: Eukaryota; Metazoa; Chordata; Actinopteri; Syngnathiformes; Syngnathidae. Gene Ontology annotation, biological process: actin filament severing; actin filament fragmentation; cell motility.